This is a messenger RNA of Mangifera indica (mango), 1102 nucleotides long. Its product is annotated as protein RGF1 INDUCIBLE TRANSCRIPTION FACTOR 1. The record is from RefSeq and is a predicted model, not a curated record. Gene Ontology annotation, molecular function: zinc ion binding. NCBI's taxonomy places the organism in Eukaryota, Viridiplantae, Streptophyta, Magnoliopsida, Sapindales, Anacardiaceae.
UUGGUAAUAGUACCACCACCACCACCCGGUCUCAUUUUCCAGGCGCCGUCCCCUUUUCUAUCUGAAAUAAUGUUCAAUCCAGCUAUCUCUCCAUAAAUCCAGAACAAUCAACCUUCUCUUUCAUCAAGAUUGAAAACAUCAUGUUGGUUUCUUCACAUCUACCUCGCUGGUUUGAAGUACUUCUCACGGAAAAGUUUUUCAACGCUUGCAUAAUUCAUGAAGAGGAAAGAAAGAACGAAAAAAAUAUAUUUUGUUUGGACUGUUGCACCAGUAUAUGCCCUCACUGCUUGCUUCACAAUUCUCAUCGCUUGUUGCAGAUAAGAAGGUAUGUUUACAAUGAUGUUAUUCGGUUAGAUGACGCUGCCAAAUUGGUCGACUGUGAUCAUGUUCAGCCAUACAUAACUAAUAGCGCAAAAGUGGUGUUUAUAAACCAAAGGCCACAGACAAAGCUCAGAACUUCCGGCAACGCUUGUGGCACUUGUGACAGAGCUCUACAAGAUUCCUAUCUCUUCUGCUCUCUUUCUUGCAAGAUUAAUUAUCUCUUAGGCAUGCAAGGCGAUCUUUCUAAGUUUUUCUUUGAGUGCAAGUACUUGCCUUUACCAGAAUCGGGUUUUGAAAACGGUCUAGUUACACCCGACUCGGUACUUGAGCCAACUGGGUCGAUCCGGACAUCGUCUGGAUCGGGAGGAUAUGGUGGAGUUGGAUGCAGUACACUAGCUUGCACUGCUGCUACAACUAAGAUUGCGAAGAAGAAGAGGAGCAGCAUGACGGCGGGUUGUCGCUCAAUGUCUUCUCCAGUGCCUGAAAUUACGGGGAGCUUAAUUAAUAGAAGGAAAAAAACUCCGCAAAGAGCUCCGCUUUAUUAACUUUGUUGCAUGCGGUGGUGGUAGAGGCCAAUGACUGGGAGAGCGGCGGUGGAGGGAGAUCGGAGAACAAGAAAAAUCUUCCAAUUUUGUUGUGAAGGAUAUUGCCUCUCUUUUUUGUGUGGAUUCUGAUACGAACAGGCCUUUUUCUCUUCAUGAUAUUUACGAGAGGGCUCAUUGUGAUUAGGGCUUCCCUAACUAUAGAAUAUUAUUUAUACGCAUGGAUUUUGUCUCUAUAA